AUAUGGUGCACCAAACAAACAUCAUAUUGAGAAAGAAAUAGAGAAAGAAUGGAUCAAGCAAAAGAAGACAAGGGCACCGUAAGUGUGAUCGGAGGAACAGGUUAUGUAGCAUCAUGGCUGAUCAUGAGGUUACUUCAUCACGGCUACAAAGUUAGAACUUCAAUUAGACUCACCCAUGGCAGCAAAAAAGAUGUUAGUUACCUCAGAAACCUUCCCUGCACAUCAGAGAAUCAGCUAGAAAUCUUCAAUGCAGAUAUGGAUAAUCCAGAAAGCUUUAAUGAAGUCAUCCAAGGAUCCAUUGCUGUCUUCCAUGUAGCCCAUCCUGGAGAUUUCGAGGAUAAAGAACCAGAAGAAAUCAUAACUAAAAGAGCCAUAAAUGGAACUCUAGGAAUCCUGAAAGCAUGUUUGAGAUCAAAGACAGUGAAAAGAGUUGUUUAUACUUCAAGUGCAUUUACAGUUCUUUAUAGUGAAAAGGAUAUUGACAUGAUAGAUGAAACUAAUUGGACUAAUGAAGAUUAUGUUAGGACUACUAAACCAUUUGGAGCUUCAUAUAUAAUUUCAAAGACAUUGACUGAAAAGGCUGUUAUUGAUUUUGGAGAGAAAUAUGGUCUUGAUGUUGUUACUAUAAUCCCUCCUAUGAUUAAUGGCCCUUUCAUUUGCCCACGAUUGCCCGGUUCAGUUUACACCUCCUUAGCUUUGGUUUUCGGGGAUGUGGAAUUGUAUAAGCAUUUAGUGAGAUCACCAAUGAUACAUAUUGACGAUGUAGCGAGUGCACAUAUCUUCCUUCUUGAAUAUCCAGAUGCAAAUGGAAGAUACAUUUGUUCAUCUGGGGAAGUAACAAUUGAUAAGAUAUCAGAAUUCAUUAGAGAUAAAUACCCGGAAUAUGAUCAAGUAGUUCCAACACCUGACUCUUUGAAGGAGGUUGAAAUGGUGAAAUAUCCGAAGCUUUCGUCGAAGAAACUAUUGGAGACGGGUUUCAAGUUUAGGUUUGGGCUGGAGGAAAUGUAUGAUGGGGCAAUACAAUCAUGUAAAGAAAAGGGUUUUCUUUAGCUUAUAAGAUUUAAGUUUUGCUCAAAUUUGCCUUUGUUAUCGGUCUUGUAUAGAACUGUCACAACUUCAUUCAUCUCUUUCAGGCUCAAGAUCAUUCAUUCUAGUGAAUAUAUUUUACAACAAUUGUACUA
Messenger RNA from Impatiens glandulifera, 1181 nucleotides. Its product is annotated as vestitone reductase. The coding region runs from base 49 to 1050 and encodes 333 amino acids. The record is from RefSeq and is a predicted model, not a curated record. The transcript has 4 exons. NCBI's taxonomy places the organism in Eukaryota, Viridiplantae, Streptophyta, Magnoliopsida, Ericales, Balsaminaceae. Gene Ontology annotation, molecular function: oxidoreductase activity, acting on the CH-OH group of donors, NAD or NADP as acceptor.